AUGCUGCCGUCGAGGUCUGGCUUUGAUUAUUCCAAAUGGGACCGACUGGAAAUCAGCGAUGACGAGGACACGUUCCAUCCCAACCUUGACAAGGGCCUCAACAUCCGAGUGAAUCGCAUCACUCGCGAACGGAAAGAGGAUGAGAUCGAUGACGAAGUGAAGAAGCUUACUGCGGAAGGUGAGCUGGAGAAGGCUGCAAAGCUGGAAGCCCGGAGGCCGCUCCAUGUGGGCAAUGUCUGCCAUAUCGCUGAGGAGCGCACCAUCAUCCAGUCCAGCGACGGGUCGAGAAAGGAUCGCUUGAAGAAGGGUGAAGAGUUCAGCGCGGACGAGCAACAGGGCAUUGCGAAGAGUUUUCGCUCGCGGACUGCACUGGCAGCACACAUUCAAAGCAUAGGGUGUGCCACAAUGACAGGUAGAGGACCCCCAACAGGUCGUUGGCGUUGGCAUCUUGCUUUGCGGUAUUUUUUUGGCUUCUAUAUCUAUAUAUCAAAUUUCCCACACAAGUGGCAGGCCAUUAGGAGGCUAUCCUGA
This is a messenger RNA of Durusdinium trenchii, 531 nucleotides long. The record is from the annotation of a GenBank genome assembly. NCBI's taxonomy places the organism in Eukaryota, Dinophyceae, Suessiales, Symbiodiniaceae.